Messenger RNA from Mugil cephalus (flathead mullet), 761 nucleotides. It is a transcript of the gene wdr83os, whose product is annotated as WD repeat domain 83 opposite strand. Gene Ontology annotation, cellular component: endoplasmic reticulum membrane. The transcript has 4 exons. Gene Ontology annotation, biological process: protein insertion into ER membrane. The coding region runs from base 115 to 435 and encodes 106 amino acids. The record is from RefSeq and is a predicted model, not a curated record. Gene Ontology annotation, molecular function: protein folding chaperone. Lineage: Eukaryota; Metazoa; Chordata; Actinopteri; Mugiliformes; Mugilidae.
UUAAGGACACCCCACUUCCUCUCUGCUGGUUUCGUGAAGCUUCCGAUCAGCUGUCGGUCACUGGGGUUUAAAUUCCUUAAAUUAAUUUACUACAGGAGGACUUUGUAGCGUAUUAUGUCCUCCAACAACAUGGCAGACCCGAGGAGGCAAAAUAAGAUUUUAAGGUACAAGCCCCCCAGCACAGAGACCAACCCCACGUUGGAGGACCCCACUCCUGACUACAUGAACCUGCUCGGCAUGAUCUUCAGCAUGUGUGGACUGAUGCUCAAGCUGAAGUGGUGCGCCUGGAUUGCAGUCUACUGCUCUUUCAUCAGCUUUGCAAACUCCAGAAGCUCAGAGGACACAAAACAGAUGAUGAGCAGCUUCAUGUUGUCUAUCUCAGCAGUUGUGAUGUCCUACCUCCAGAACCCACAGCCGAUGUCUCCGCCAUGGUAACCGAGGGCCAAUCACAGACGAGCACAGAAGUGAACUGUGGGUGACGAGUCGGCCGAUUUUAACCCAACCUCCCCCCUCUGGUCAUCUAUGAGGAAGAACAGAGACAGAUAAUGCGAUGGAAAGAGAAGACGUGAGAGAAAACAGAUGACCAGGAAGUGAGACACGACGUCAAGAUGGAAAGAUCUAAUAUGGACUUUGUUUUCAUAUUUUUUCUGUUGUUUUUUUUUCACCUUUUCUAAGUCUUUUGUUCUUUGAUGAAAACUUUUACUGUGUGGAUGAGCUGUGGUUUAAAGUCGUGAAUAAAGUUGUACGGUUUUAAAAAAGGA